AUGGUUUCUCAAAAGUUUCUUUCCGCGUUGGCGGUCUUAUCUUUGUUCUCAGGAUCCGAGGCUGGUGUUUGCUACCCAAGCGUCUCGACAUCGUCAAUCACGGCUCAGACAGUUUCGUCUGCGACGGCAGAGUCGAGGACAAGUGUCACGGCUACUAUCAGCACGAGCACAGUUGAUACCUCCUCUUCGGCGACGGAAACAAGCUUUACAACUUUUUCCACCACUCUAUCUACCACUUUCUCUACUACGUCAUUGACCACGGCAUCGGCCGCCUCAACCGACAGCAUCUCCGUUUCCACGACCACGACCUCUGCCGAGUCCGAGGAGACUGUUUACCUUCGCAACGGAGACUUUGACGAAAGUUACAACGCGUCUCCUUGGUACUCGGCCCUUGACGUGGCCAAUAUCCUCAUGGGUGUCGUCUCGGACGUGUCCCAUGAUGGCGGUCACUCUCUUCGCCUCAAGUUCGACAACCGCCCGCUCUACUUCCUCGCCAACCUCCUGAACCCGAAAGCUCUUGUCGCCGAGCAAGACUACGAGAUCUCCGCCUGGGUCCGCUUCGGCAAGGAAGUUGACGACAAUGGUGAGGGCUGCACGCAAGUCUUCCUCUGGUGCAUGCACAGCGAGUGGAACUUUGCGGAAAAGGGAGGCGAUGGACAGUUGUUGGCCUCGGCUGACUCGGUCAAUGACUUUACUCAGGUCAAGGCCACUUGCCGCUGGUCUCAGGCGCAACUGGACAAGAAUCCUCUCUUGAUGAUCAGGUGGACAUGCUCCAAGACGCUGGGCUGGGUGGACUCAAUCACUGUCGAGAAGGCGGGUCAACAAAUUACUGUCUCACAUGAAUAUCUGCCAACUCAGUGA
Messenger RNA from Fusarium vanettenii 77-13-4, 861 nucleotides. RefSeq lists its product as uncharacterized. Bases 1 to 861 code for a protein of 286 amino acids. The transcript is spliced from 3 exons. The record is from RefSeq and is a predicted model, not a curated record. Lineage: Eukaryota; Fungi; Ascomycota; Sordariomycetes; Hypocreales; Nectriaceae.